AUGCUUUCUAUACUGUUUUUUAUAUCUUUGUUUCCUCUUGUAAAGGCUGAUAAUUGGGAUGAUUUCACGAAUAAUCUUGCUACGGACUUGGCUCCUUUAAUCACCUUGUUCGGCGAACGACUCACGAAACAAUUUCUCUCCGAGUCCGUCAGCAUUCUCGAUAAUGUUAUCUUCGCCCUUUCGCCGCUGGGGGUCUUGACUGCCGUUGUAUCGGUGAUCAGAAUCUGCGGAAGUUCUUCCCUCAGGGCAUUCGUCGGACGAGCACAAGAAGGUCCCGCCGAAGCCGAAAGCGAACUGCUUCCUUGCGUCUCGGAAUCCACUGCGGAGCUCUUUAACGAUGGCGGUAUUACACGAGUCUUUGGCCGGCCUAAGAUCGUGGAGAUAGUUGCUUGGGAGGAUGUGGACCAUAAGACAGGAGAAAAGGAGACGAAGAUUGGCACUUUGAAAGAUGCCCUUGAAGAAAAGGCUUGGUCUUGCAAUGGCAAAGUUUCUCCCACUGAACUGCCUGAACUGGACAUUCCUAAUCUGUCAUUGAACAAGGGAAUCAAGAGGAGAGAUCAAUUUUGGUUUCAUUGUGCUGCAAUACUUGGUGUUGUAUUGCAGAGUGGCACUAUUAUGUACGCUACACUUACGGUGUUUGUGUAUCCCCAGCAUUUCCAGAAAGACGACAAAGCUGUCGCCCCAUAUGCAUUCCCACUCUAUCUCAUUGGGACAACCCUUCUGUUUCUUGGAAUGUUCUUCUGCGCGUUCAUCAUGGAGCGUUCCUCAAAGGAGUUCUAUCUCAAAGCAGAAAAGCCAAGCAAGAUAUACUGGUUGCAGCCUGGUAAUCAGAAUGUGGGUGACCAGGUCUUCAAUGCUUUCUUGGCUGUCAAUGAAGGCCCCAAGUCUUCAAUGACUAAGAAACUUCGUUAUAUCAAAUCGGUCAGAGAUCGAAGAUUUGACAGGAAAUAUUUGGAAAUUUACUCUACCCUCGCAUCGACAAUUAUGGGAUUCAUCUUUCAGUUCAUCGGACUGAGGGGCCUUCAUGCAUCUGUCAUCCUAGCCCAGCUGGGAUCAACAUUCUUAAUGUCUAUUAUACGUACCUGCCUGCGUACAGAAAGAAUGGCGCCGGACGAAAAUAAGAUGAAAGACGACCGGGAACUCACGUCUCACAAGCAGCAAGAGAUGGAUUGUUUUGCAUUUUACCUCGAGAAAGUAGAGGCUUUUGAACUCGCCUCGAUUCCUGAUCGGCCAGCAAAUAUGCCUUCACCGAGAUUCACGCCACAUCUUGGAACUCCUUUGGCCAAACAGUUAAUUCGAACUAGGACCCAGCUUGCGAAGCUUACGACUAGUUCAAGACAUAGUCUGGACGUUGACUGGAACGGAAUGCCUAUUCGCCAAAUGGCGUAUAACCUCACACAAACGAUCGAGUCGACCAUGGAUUUAAUGUCUAGUUGGGGAGUUGACCUCGGAAAGACCUUCGAGUUCCGACUUGGAGUUAAGUGCAAGGAAGCCUCCCCAGGCUCUGUCACUCAAGCCCCUGGAACAUAUUCAAUUGGUCUCAUGCGAUGCGGCGAUGCUCUGCGGUGGAAACUGGAUUCCAGCGAGCUAGAAGCGAUUCUCGGCUUGUGGACUUGGUCACUGUACAAGUCAGAUGAAAACUGGCGGAACUCAACGCUUUGCCGCCUCAUUGGAUUGAGUGAAGACGAGGCAAGUAGAGAAGAGACAUUCCUCUACUUUCACAAAUGGAUCUUCAGGCAAACGGAAGCGAGACUAGUACCAUCUGCAGGAUAUGAUAAUUCAUCACGCCUAUUCAGUUUCGAGCCCAAGGACGUUUCCUACGAUGGGAAAGUCUUGGCUGUCAGGACAGAUAAUGAUCUCGAGGCCAUGGUAGCCCAGGAUAUCUACAUUCAAUUCCUCAAGGAAGUGUUCAUCAACUUGCGUGACCUCGGUGGGGAUGUUGAUGUUAUUCCUGAAUUGCAGGAUUCAUUUUUAGCAUCCAGUACCCGCAUUGAUGAUCUCAUACGUUGCUUUGAGAACAACAAAUUGGGUUCAAGAGAGGAUGCAUUGCUAUGCAUUGUUCCCGUCCUCAGGUAUCGGCGUCUCUUACCAGAUCUCGCGGCAGACUCAGCCAAGGUCAGAGCGCGCAGGGAGCGGCUUAUUGCGAAAGGUGAUUGGAAAAAUGCUUUUACGCUUCUUCGUUGGAUCUGCCAGCGGUCAGAGGGUUCCGAGUUUGAGCGAUCAGUCUAUGAACUAGGGUUCCUUUGCCGCCGGGCGUUUUUGAACACAAACAAACAUGUCCGUAAAGAAGGACUCGAACAGACAUGUGCGCUUCUCACAUCCGACCUCAGAGAUGAAUUCCUUCAAGCCCACAAAAAUGUCCCGCCCUUACACCGGUCAGUAUCCCAGGAUCGUAUCGAAUGGUGGAACUCGUUCUCGCGCCAGCUUGGGUGGAUUGCGUGGAACAUUUCCACCAAUGUUCCAGGCAUGACAUCCUGCCAAUCCAUUUUGAGAUCGCUCAACGUGCCUGAGGAUCUGCAAGGAUCACACGAUCAGAACCAAGACCCAGACGCAAUCCAAAAGGGGGUUCACGCUCUGAGAGAUUGGCUCACGUUGCAUAAUCUCGAUAACAUUGAGCGCGAAGGAUACGGCGAGGACGAAACAAUAGGCUUUGAAUGGAUAAUCCGGAACAACUUCCAUGCUUUGUUACAUUUCCUUUUGUUGCGAUGGGUGGAGCUUUAUGAAGACCUUCCCAUCCUUGUUCGGAUGGGCUACAGUCUUGCAGCAAGGGCUAGGUCUGAACGAGCCCUUGACAUACUUCGCCGACAGGGCGCGGAUAUUGAGACAAUAGAUCCAGACAAUCGUUCAGCUUUAACUGAUCUGGCUUUUACCCAUGAUCUCGAGGGAAGUCGACUGCUACUGCAAAAUGGAGCUGACCCAAACGGUAACAUGCAACAGUUGAAGAUCAGUUCACUUGGAAUUGCUGCUCAUGAAGGCUAUGAUGACAUUGCCGCAUUGCUUCUACAGUAUGGAGCAAACAUUGAGAUUCCAGACCAGAUGGGUCACAGUCCCCUACAUUGGGCAGCCAAGAAUAAUCAUCCUGAUACUGUCCGGCUGUUAUUAUCCCAUGGCGCGGAAAUUGACCCAAUCGGGUAUGACCAAUCAACACCGCUCCUAUCAGCCGCCAUGAAUGACCAGGUUCAGAUGGCUGAAUUGCUCAUUAAAGAAGGAGCGAAUGUCAAUGCUCGAGGUCAAUACGGCAAAACUGCAAUCAUGCUGUCCAUCCAUGCAAGGAAUCCGAUCCCGAUGUUCCAGUUGCUCAUGGAUAACGGAGCUAGGUUUGAUUUGCGUGAUAAUAGUGGAUCAAUGGCUUUGGAUCAUGCUAGACAAUUUGGUUAUACUGAGGCAAUAUCCUUUUUAUGCCAGGUAUCAGAAGAAGGGGGUGCCGAAGAGCCAUGA
Messenger RNA from Penicillium samsonianum, 3438 nucleotides. Its product is annotated as ankyrin repeat domain-containing protein. Gene Ontology annotation, molecular function: protein binding. The record is from RefSeq and is a predicted model, not a curated record. The coding region runs from base 1 to 3438 and encodes 1145 amino acids. NCBI's taxonomy places the organism in Eukaryota, Fungi, Ascomycota, Eurotiomycetes, Eurotiales, Aspergillaceae. The transcript has 3 exons.